Molecule: messenger RNA, 561 nt
Organism: Orbicella faveolata
Lineage: Eukaryota; Metazoa; Cnidaria; Anthozoa; Scleractinia; Merulinidae
Product: PRELI domain-containing protein 2-like
Cellular component (GO): mitochondrial intermembrane space
Source: RefSeq, a predicted model, not a curated record
CGGAAAGACUGUGGGUUCGAGAUUGAAGAGAAAGAGGAAGCGUGUGAAGCGUGCGUGUUUGCACGGUGCUGUAAGUGCACGAAAGAUUUUCAGGCGGAUUUCAUGGCUGAUACCAUCACUAACUGCGGAAAUGGUCCGUUAUGUGGAAAUUGAUUAUAUUUUCAAACAUCCAUUUGAGGCAGUUAGUCGUGCAUACUUUCAAAAGUAUACUUGUGGUAAAGAUACCAAUGUCACCUCUGUAACAGUACUGGAACAUAGAACAGACCCAGAAACUGGGGAGGAGUAUCUGUUAAGAAGAGGAGAAUGUGUGAAUGUUUUACCAGGUCUGCUUAAAAAGGUAUGUCAAGGCUUUUUGAGUAAGACUAUCAUGUAUACAGUACAUGUACAAGUCUGUUACCGAGAAUGCUGCAUUUUGCCUGACUUUAGAGAUUACUUGAGGAAGAACUUAUGUCUGUCACUUUUAGACAGAAAAAGAGUACUUUUUACACGAUAUAGGCCCUUUGCAGCUGGGGUCACAUGACCAAAUUUUUUCUAGGAAAUUUUUAUAUUAUGGGCUUUAAC